This is a messenger RNA of Plectropomus leopardus (leopard coralgrouper), 3199 nucleotides long. RefSeq names its product chromodomain protein, Y-like (gene cdyl). Lineage: Eukaryota; Metazoa; Chordata; Actinopteri; Perciformes; Serranidae. Gene Ontology annotation, molecular function: transcription corepressor activity. Gene Ontology annotation, cellular component: nucleus. The record is from RefSeq and is a predicted model, not a curated record.
UGAAAGGGAGUCGGUAGGACCGGAUGUUUCCGUGAAGCUGCUGUGCUAACAGCUAACAGCUAGCAGCUAACGGUAAACUCGGCCAAAGUACCGAGCCGCCGCCACACACACCGGCGGAGCGACUGAGCUCUCCGGGUUCCUCUCCGGGUUCCUCUCCGGGUUCCUCUCCGGGUUCCUCACAUGGUGCUGACCCAGUAAAGAAGCUUCUGGAAGCUCGUGCACGCGCACAAACAUCUCCAUGGCUACGGAAGAGUUCUACGAGGUGGAGCGGAUCGUGGAUCGACGGAGGAACAGGAAGGGGAAGGUAGAGUACCUGGUCAGGUGGAGAGGUUAUGGAGCGGACAGCGACACCUGGGAGCCUGAGACUCACCUGUCCACCUGCAUGAUCUACGUUCACGACUUUAACCGUCAGUACACCGAGCGGCAGAGGAACAGCACGCUGCUGCGCUCCACCCGUGCCUUGCCUGGUCUCCUCUGCAGCCCCGCCCACAGACCGCCCCUCAGGCCACCGCCUGCCUCCACAGCUCGCAGUGACGGCAGCAGUGACAUCACUGGAGUCGUCCUCGGCCCGGCUCACCCGCCUCUCGUGGGACCGACCCGCCCGGCCACCAUCAGCUCCCAGCAGCCCUCGCUGGCCGGCAGGUUCGGCGGCGGCGUGAUGUCGGCGCCUCCGGCCGGCUCGGCCCGCCGCAGCGUGGACCUGUCCAAGACCGGCAUCAAGAUCCUGGUCCCUAAGAGCCCCAUGAACAGCCGGCUGGACUCGGAAGACUCGCCGAGCGAGGCGGCCCACAGCUUGGAGGCUGGCGCUCAGGAGGCACACCUGGUGCCGCCGGAGGUCGCCCUGCUGGAAAAACCCCCAGGCGUCCAGCUGGGGCCUGGAGAGGAGAGGGCCCGCAUGGGGACAAGGCCCCGCAUCCAGAACCCCCUGCCCCCGCCCCGGGUUCCCCUCACACCCGCUGCCAUGCGCUCACUCAGCGGCACAGGUAGCUCCGCCCUGAUGGAGGCCGUCUCAGCCAAUGGGAUGUCAGGUGUUCAGAGUGUCGUUACCGGGACGACCAGUGUGACGGGGAAGCGCCGUCUGGAGGAACGUUCUGCUUUUGACAAACGUCUGAGGUUCAGUGUGCGACAGACUGAGAGUGCGUAUCGUUACCGCGACAUUGUGGUCAAGAAACAAGACGGCUUCACCCACAUCCUGUUGUCCACCAAGAGCUCCGAGAACAACACGCUCAACCCUGAGGUGAUGAAGGAAAUCCAGAGUGCCAUGGCGACCGCAGCGUCAGACGACAGUAAGCUGGUGUUGCUGGGUGCUGUCGGCAGCGUCUUCUGCUGCGGCCUUGACUUUCUGUACUUCAUCAGACGGCUGACGGACGACAGGAAGAAGGAGAGCAUCAAGAUGGCCGAAACCAUCCGGACCUUUGUCAACACCUUCAUCCAGUUCAGGAAGCCCAUUGUGGCGGCGGUCAACGGGCCAGCGCUCGGCCUCGGCGCCGCCAUCCUGCCGCUCUGCGAUGUGGUUUGGGCCAAUGAGAAGGCCUGGUUCCAGACACCGUAUGCCGCCUACGGCCAGACGCCCGAUGCCUGCGCCAGCUUCACCUUCCCCCGCAUCAUGGGCCCCGCCUCGGCUAACGAGCUGCUGCUGAGCGGCAGGAAGUUGACGGCUCAGGAGGCGUGUUCCAAAGGUUUGGUCUCUCAGGUUCUCUGGCCGGGAACUUUCACACAGGAAGUGAUGCUGCGAGUCAAAGAGCUGGUGACCGUCGACUCUCUGGUUCUGCGGGAGUCCAAAGCUCUGAUGAGGAACACGAGCCGCGGUGCCUUGGAGCAAACCAACGAGCGCGAGUGUGAAGCCCUGAAGAGAGUGUGGGGUUCCUCACAGGGAACCGACUCCAUCCUGCAGUACCUGCAGCGUGGAACCGACCUCUGCUAGAACCACAAGAACAGAGAACCACAAGAACAUAGAAUCUCAGGAACAUAGAACCACAAGAACAUAGAACCAGAGAAACAGAGAACCACGUUUCCUCCUUUUUGUUGAAACAAAGUUCUGUUCUCAGCAGAACAUUUCUUUGGGACAUUUCUAGAGAUCCUCCUGUUCUCCUCCACAGUCUGGGGUUCCACAGGGUUCCACUGUGGUCCUCAGCUGUUUGUGGUGAUGACAUUAGUAAAUUUGGGAUGAUGAUGUCAUACUGAUGAAGGACUCAGGUUCUGAUGUUCCUGUCAGACCAAACUGAGGGCUGAGAGCUCAUAGCUCAUAGGAGAAACUGAACAGACGCGUUCAGGGUUUAAAAAGCUCCUCAGACUGGACGCCGUUCACACAGGAAGUACUCAGUGACCAUGGUAACGGCACAUUCUUUAAGUUAAACUAGGCUAACAGGCCCUCUUUGUUUAAAGUCUUAAUGCUAAGCUAGGCUAACAGUUUCCCUUUGUUUCUAGUCUUUAUGCUAAGCUAGGCUAACAGUUUCCCUUUGUUUCUAGUCUUUAUUCUAAGCUAGGCUAACAGUUUCCCUUUGUUUCUAGUCUUUAUUCUAAACUAGGCUAACAGUUUCCCUUUGUUUCUAGUCUUUAUUCUAAGCUAGGCUAACAGUUUCCCUAGGUUUCCAUUCCAUAUGCUAAGCUAGGCUAACAGUUUCCCUAUGUUUCCAGUCUUUAUGCUAAGCUAGGCUAACAGUUUCCCUAUGUUUCCAGUCUUUAUGCUAAGCUAGGCUAACAGUUUGAUGGAGAUUUUAAACGACUGCUCUUUUAAAUGGAGGUGACCUCUGACCUCCCAGAAUCCCCUCUGAUGAAUUCCCACAUGGAGGAUAAACCGGAAGUGGAGGCCAAGCUGACACAGGAAAUGAACUUUGACCUUAAUCCCAAUUCUCUGAAACGUCCUCAGAGCGUCUCACCGAUUUUAUACAAGAACCUGUUAUUAUUAUUAUUAUUAUUAUUAUUAUUAUUACUAUUAUUACUGUAUUAUCUGUUGUUAUUAUUAUUGUUGUUGUUAUUGUUAUUAUUAUCAGAGCAGAGCGGCUCGAUUUCGAGUGAGCAACAGAAGAAGAAAUCACCCAAAAAUUAGUAAGAAUUUCAAAUAUACAUAUUUGUUUACUAUAAAUAUUGUUUAUUUUGAGAUAUUUCAGUAACUAACGUUUUCUUCCUAAAGGAUUUUGUUUGUUUUUAAAUCAGCGAUUUUUGUAUUAGUGUUUUUUCUCUAAAACUUUAUGAUCUU